CGAGUGGCAACAGUGAAACACGUUUCUUGAGGCGAGGAGUGCAGUUUGCCCGUCCGCGCCUUUGCGCAGUGGAAGUGCUGCAAGCUGUUGUUCCUGGACGGCUGCUACAGUUGCUACAAUGUCUUAAGGAGAUAACUAUCGCGCAGGAGGCGGCUACCAUACUCGCUACAUCAUGGAAUGCCUGAAACGGUUCGGAGACACCCGCUUCCUUCUUCACGCUGAGGACCACAUCGUGCUCAGGCUGGAGUCACCGUGGCCUCGCGACGUCGCCCUCCCAGAAGGAUGGUCACUCGGGGAGGACCGCACCUCGCUGGUCACGAAUCAGAGGUCUCUAGUGGCGGCGAAGAGCAAGUUGCCUAGAAGGGUGCGGAUCUCGGGAGCCGUGUUCGCUGCGUGCGCGCCCUUCCAGUCUUCGGACCGCUACGCCAGCGCAGCGAGCGAGCUGCUCCGAGAUGCCGAUGAGAUAUGCGUUGUGCACAACAGGGACAAGGUGUACAGGCUCGUUCGCUUGUUCCCGAACGCCAGCGUGCUCGCCUUACCGCACGACCUGUGCAUGCACGUCGUGGAAAUGGACGAACCGUCCAGGGACAUCUCCGUACCCCUGGUGGAGCGCUGCCAGUUGACACAGCUUCUCGGUAGCGUGGAGUCCUUAAAAGACCUCCUCAUUUUGAGUCCACGGACUUUGAUGCUGAUCAUGAAGACUUGCCCACGAUUGAGUCGCAUUGAUACUGAAGGGGUCCUGGACGCCGUUUUCUUGUGGUCGACUUUUUUGCCCGCUCCAACCACUUACCAGAGAGGAGAGCAGUUCACCCACCUGCAGUUGUUCCCUGUUUUCGCAACAGACGGCACACUCACCAGACCAAUGGACGCAUUUCACAUCUCCCUCGCCGCCAGGACAUUUCCGCGCAUCGAGAUAUUGAAGGUGUACGUAAACUCCCUGGAAGCUCUGGCUAGCAUCUCGGCUUUCCGUCACCUGCGCAGCCUUCAGAUGUCUCUCAGAGGUCCGCUCAACUUGGCCGACUUGGGCUCGGAACUGCAGCUCCUGCUGAGACGCUGGCCGCGUCUUGAAGAACUUGCGCUCGAUUGUUGCGUGGGUCUACGACUCUCGACGAUCGCCAGCUUAUGUCCGAACCUCAGGAGCCUACGUCUCAUCCUCUGUGCCACUUCGACACAGGACGCCCCGGUCGAAGCGGGCGCGUUCCCGAAUCUCGAGUGCGUCGAGCUGUGCGUGCCCGCUCUUGCAGUCGCCUUCGGUGCGUUACUGCUGGCCGCACGCGACACGCUUCGCACCGUACGCCUGCACGAUGACGACAUCUGCGGAGUUCUUAAAUUUGCUCGCCGGCACGGCGGAGACGUACGCUUCCCGCGGCUCGAGGACUUGUUCUUGAAAACGGAGUGGUCGGUGCGCGCGCUUGGGAUACAGCCAGAGGACCUGCAUUCCGUGGUGCGGGCUCUGCCGGCGCUUCGACACCUGGACACAGAUAGCUACGACCUGAGGCUGUUCUUCGAGAACUACUAUCUUCCGCUCGGUCGAGUCUCUGUGUCCUGGACAGAAUGCGCCUACUGCGCCGUCGAAGCCGUGAACGUGCCGAAGCGCGCCGACAUAGAUGCUUUGGUGUCACACCCUGUUCCCCACUUGCGGUAAGCGACGAGUAGGACACUUCCGCAAAAGUUGCUUUUCUCGUAUUACGCGAUUUAUUUAUUUCUUGCAAUACUUUUUCAAUGUGCAAGUAAACAUUUGCAAACAUUUAUUCGUACAAUUUUUACAAUCGAAUUUUAUGGGUACGUUGGGUGAAUAAUUUUCGUCGUAGUUCCGUUUCGUCUACCAUCACUGUGCACUAUCAGUACGGAUCGAUGGCGGCGUAUUGGAAAAA
Dermacentor silvarum is the source of this 1874-nucleotide messenger RNA. RefSeq lists its product as uncharacterized. The record is from RefSeq and is a predicted model, not a curated record. NCBI's taxonomy places the organism in Eukaryota, Metazoa, Arthropoda, Arachnida, Ixodida, Ixodidae.